Molecule: messenger RNA, 1123 nt
Organism: Diospyros lotus (date-plum)
Lineage: Eukaryota; Viridiplantae; Streptophyta; Magnoliopsida; Ericales; Ebenaceae
Exons: 2
Coding region: 175-966 (263 amino acids)
Source: RefSeq, a predicted model, not a curated record
AGCAGGCCCUUCGAUUCCGACGCGACGCCACCAACCGCCACAGCACGACCGUUUGUUUUCUCUUGUCGUCCAUUUUCCCACGAGCCCCCUUUUCCUCAAUUUUCGCGUCCACAAGUGUCUAACCAACCUCCAAAUCUCUCUUCCUACAUAACCCACAUAUUUAGCCUCUCUACGAUGGAUUCGCAUGCGAAGAAGACACGGCGAUUCAAGACUUUUCUCUGUUUCCGGCCUGUCGCCGUCGACCACUAUUUAGUCAAGCCACGCCGUGACGGUUGUGUCGACGACGGCAGUUCCGGCGAUCCGGCCUUAUUCUCGCACUUAUCUGAAGACGACAGCAUGGCGCCCCCCAAGAUCUUCACUCGUAUUUCCAAAGAUGAGGUCAAUAUUUGCUCUGAUGAAAAUCUCGGCAAAGGAGGGUCUCGCCGCCGUUUUACUCGUGUUCUUAAAGCCAUUUUUUUCGGGGCUUCAUUGGCCAAGAAGGUUAGAAUCAAGAAAGCACGGAAAAACUCCAACGCAUCGUUAAGAAGCAAGAGCGUGUCUGGAAAAACCAAUGGAACUUUGGAUUCAGCGAAAGUGAAACCUGUCAAAGAACAAUCUACGGUCUUUAGACCAAAGAGUACUUGUUUUGGUGGCCCAGCCACUUCGACGACGCCGUUCUCUUCUUCAUCCGCUUCGUCCAUCAGUUCCAAUUCCAGAUCCUCGUUGUACCGGAAAGUGGAAGAAGGUUGCAUUUCAAAUGUGGGGUUGUGCUUUCUCCUUGUUUUGUUGUUGGUUUUGAUCGUUUGGGGGAAGGCUUGCUCGAUAGUCUGCACCUCAUCGAUGCUAUUUCUGGUUCCCAGCCGGAGGGGGAUUCACUCGCCGGAGGCCGUCGUUUACCCGGCGGAGAUGGACUCGGCGGAGUACAAGAAACGGGUGAUCAUGGAUGGGCUGCUCGAGAGAAGUCGCAAUCGGGUAGCGUAUCUCUGAACUUUGACCAUUGGAAUUGAACGGUUUUCUAUAACGACCUCGUGUUGGACCAACAAGGCUAGAGAGUAGCGACAAGUCAACGCCUGUGUAGUAUAGUGCCCUUCACAUUUUUCAGUUCUUGUAUUUUGCCAAGGGAAUCAGCAAAAUUUUCCCUUUA